UCCCAAAAAAAACCUGCCCCCCCCCCCCCACCACGCACUUCUUCCGGCGAAGAGGAGGAAAUGUGACGGCGACUCUGCUCAUUUCAGAGUUGGCGAGUUCGCGAGCGGGUCGCCGAGGAAGCCCUGGAAGCUCGUCGACAUGCGGAGCAGAAGCAACUCGGGAGUGAAACUCGACAACUACGCCCGCGUAGUGAACCAGACUAUCCUGCGGUACCAAGACCCAGUAACAGGGUUAAUGCCAGCCAGCGAAGAUCAGCAUGAUGCGUGGGUCAGGGACAAUGUAUACAGCAUCCUGUCUGUGUGGGCUCUCAGCCUGGCAUACAGGAAGAAUGCUGACAGGGAUGAGGACAAGGCCAAGGCCUAUGAACUAGAACAGAGUGUGGUGAAACUAAUGAGAGGAAUCCUUCAGUGCAUAAUGAGGCAGUUGGAGAAGGUGGAGAAGUUUAAGUACAGCAAGAACACAUUAGACUCCCUCCAUGCCAAGUACAACACCAGGACCUGCGGCACCGUGGUGGGAGACGACCAGUGGGGACACCUGCAGGUGGAUGCCACCUCCCUCUUCCUGCUCUUCCUUGCCCAGAUGACUGCAUCUGGCCUUCAUAUUGUUUAUACCCAAGAUGAAGUGGACGUGGUUCAGAAUCUCAUGUUCUACAUCGAGGCGGCAUACAAAGUGGCCGAUUAUGGGAUGUGGGAACGAGGAGACAAAACCAACCAAGGCAUCGCUGAACUUAACGCCAGCUCUGUAGGCAUGGCUAAGGCAGCUCUGGAGGCGCUGGAUGAACUCAACUUGUUUGGAGCCAAAGGAGGACCUGGCUCUGUCGUCCAUGCUCUGGCUGAUGAUAUCCAGCACUGCCAGUCCAUCCUGACGUCCAUGUUGCCCAGGGCGUCCGUGUCUAAAGAGGUGGAUGCUGGCAUUCUGGCCAUCAUCUCCUACCCUGCUUUCGCCGUUGAGGACAUCAAUCUAGUCAACCUCACCAAGGAGGAGAUUAUCUCCAAACUCCAGGGUCGAUAUGGCUGCUGCAGGUUUCUUAGAGAUGGCCACAAAACUCCCAAAGAGGAUCCAAGCCGUCUGUACUAUGAGUCUGCGGAGUUGAAGCUCUUUGAGAACAUUGAGUGUGAGUGGCCUCUGUUUUGGACCUACCUCAUACUGGAUGGUAUAUUCAGCAGCAGCCCUGAACAGGUUCAAGAAUACCAGGAGGCUCUGGAGGGCAUUCUGAUUAAACAGAAAGAUGGGAUACGGUUACUGCCGGAGCUAUACAGUGUCCCCCCAGACAAGGUGGAUGAGGAGUAUAUGAAUCCCCACAGCGUGGAGAGGGUCCCAAUGGGGAAAUGCCCUUUGAAAUGGGGACAGUCUCUGUACAUCCUUGGGAACCUCCUGUCAGAGGGUUUCCUGGCCCCUGGAGAAAUCGACCCUCUUAACCGACGUUUCUCCACCAUCCCUAAGCCGGAUGUGGUUGUACAGGUGUCUAUCAUGGCGGAGAAUGAGGAGAUUAAGGAUCUUCUGAUGAAGAACGGCAUAGAGGUGGAGACUGUGGAGGACCUCUACUCAAUCCACGUCCAGCCCUCACGGGUCCUCAGCCAUAUAUAUGCAAGGCUUGGUAAUAACCAGAGGCUGGGUCUGACAGGUCGACCCUACCGGAGGGUAGGAGUCCUGGGAACCUCCAAGUUCUAUGUAAUUAGGAACUCCAUCUUCUCCUUCACCCCACAGUUCGUAGACCAUCAGCAGUUCUACUUGGCUUUGGACAACAAAAUGAUCGUGGAGAUGUUGAAGACGGACAUCGCCUACCUCUCUUCAAGAUGGAGGAUGACUGGUCGACCAACCGUCACUUUCCCCAUCUCACAGACCAUGCUGACGGAGGACCAUUCUGAUCUGGACCCUGCUGUCCUGGCGACAUUAAAAAAGCUACAGGAUGGUUAUUUUGGUGGAGCAAGGACCCAGACAGGAAAGCUAUCAGAGUUUCUUACCACUUCCUGCUGCGCUCGCCUCAGCUUCCUGGACGGUAAGAACUCUGGCAGCAUGGGUCGCCACGACGAUGACUAUGAUGAUGAUGAUGAUGAUGAUGAUGACGACGGAAGCUUUGCCCAGUCCAGCGUGCAUGAGUUACGCUUUUACGACGAUGCUGAUGACCUUUCUCAGUACCUGGACCGCCUCCUGGCCCACUCUGGCCCCAGAAGAGAGAGGCCCCGCGCCGGUGCGCGGGGCAAGUUCCGGGCCGUCGCCACCAAAGCCAAGGAUAUGGUCUCCCUGAUGAACAAGGCUCAGGGCCUCGACAUACACGAUGUCAACAUGUACCUACCUAAAAAGCUGUUCCACACCCCUAUGCCUGCUCUCAACCUGAACCUCACCGGCAAUUCACAAGCACCACAUGAGAGCCAGGCGACGCUGCCUACGGACAGCGGUCUACCCAGAGAUGCCAGCGGAGCCAUAGACUACGACGCGUUGGCAGAACUGCUCAAUGACACACAGUCUCUCCAAGACCAGGCUGAUAUACUCUACAUCCUCUUCAAGGACAAGGGAAUGGACUGGGACACCGGGCUGCACGGCACAGGGACCACAGUGCGCUCCCUGCUGUCUGAACUCUACGAGAAGGCAGGAGAAUUCAAAAACUGGGGGCUGAUCCGCAUGAUCUCCGGCAUGCUCCGGAAAAAAGUAGAGGAGCUCGACUCGGCUUGUUCUGAUUUGCUGGCUCACCAGAAGCAUCUGACAGUGGGCCUGCCUCCGGAGCCCAGAGAGAAGACCAUCACAGCUCCCUUACCCCCUGACCAGCUGGCCAAGCUCAUAGACGAAGCCAGUGAGAACAACAUCACGUUGUCCAUACUCACCCAGGAGAUCAUGGUGUACUUGGCCAUGAGUAUAAGGACUCAGCCCAGCCUCUUCAGCGAGAUGUUCAGGCUCCGCAUCGGACUCAUCAUUCAGGUCAUGGCCACCGAACUGGCCCAGUCACUCAACUGCUCAGGAGAAGAAGCUAUAGAGAGCCUGAUGAACCUCAGUCCUUCGGAGCUGAAAAACCUCCUCCAUCACAUCCUGAGUGGGAAGGAGUUUGGAGUGCAGCGCAACGUGCGAGAGAGGGACGUUGGCGUCAGCCCUGCCAUCUCUAUCCAUCAUCUAGGCAACGUGGGCGCCACCAAGAGUGAAAGAGCAGGCAUCAGUAAGCUGAAGAGCGACAUGAAGCUGAGUUUAACCACUCACUCCUUGGACAUCGGAAAAAUCGAGGCUGGGAGGUACAAGCUUCCGUCCAUAGACUCUCUGGAUGUUCCGGACAGCGGUCCGGCUGCUAGGGAUAGCAGACACGGCCAGUGGCUGCGCAGGAGGCGGCUGGAUGGAGCACUGAACCGAGUCCCUGUCGGCUUCUACCAGAAAGUCUGGAAGAUUCUUCAGAAGUGUCACGGUCUCUCCAUAGAGGGAUUUGUCCUGCCUUCUUCAACCACUAGGGAGAUGACUCCUGGAGAGAUAAAAUUCUCUGUGCAUGUUGAAACUGUUCUGAAUCGCGUCCCCCAGCCAGAGUACAGGCAGCUGCUGGUGGAAGCCAUCUUGGUUCUCACCAUGCUGGCGGAUGUGGAGAUCCAGAGUAUAGGAUCAAUUAUCCAAGUGGAGAAAAUAGUUCACAUUGCUAAUGAUAUGUUCGAUAAGGAUCAGAGGGAUCUUGGAGCAGAGGAGCACAUCCUGGAGAAGGACCCAUCCACUGGAGUGUGCAGGCUGCUGUACGACAGCGCCCCUAGUGGUCGCUUUGGGAGCAUGACCUACCUCACCAAGGCUGUGGCCGUGUACGUGCAGGACUUCCUGCCGAGCGGAUCGUGUGCCCUGCAGUGAGAGGCACAGACGCACGUUUUGGUUUUGUUUUUGUUUUUUUGUCCGUUUGUCUUUUUAGCCAUGCAGCUAGGGUGAGCAGAAUGCAGCUGAGAUGAGAGACGCACCUCUCGCACAAAUACACGCACAUGUGAACAAUCACAGCUGUACUUUUGUUUUUGAUUCCCCCCCCCCUAAUGUUCUGUUUAAUUGCAGUAUGCCUGGUUUUCACCUCAACAUGUCUGUUAUAAACUCAGUGCCUUGUUUUACCUCAGCAGUGGCCUUAGGCUCCAGUGUAGUUUCAGAGCUGGAAAGAUGCAAAUAAGUGUGUUUAAGAUUAGAACAAGUUAAAACGGUCCGAAACCGAACACACACACAGAAUGUAGAGUAAGCAAGCAAGCAAACAGAAAGGACACACAGAUAUAUAGUUUUAUCAGUAAAUACUGUCAUGAAUAAUAAAUAGGAGUGACGUUACUAAUUUUUCCUAAUUUAUUUCCGUAUAUAUGCUAUGGUUACUGUGUACCUACGAUUGUAGCUUAGCUGCUAUGUUUCAUGUCAUGAUGAUUGACGAUGAUCAAAGAAAUGUUUUGAAUAAGUUGGAAAUAUUGUCUUCAAAAUUCUGUUUGCGAGACGCUUUUUUAAAACCUGAAUGCCUUAACAUUGUUGCACUUACACGCAGUGUAAAAAUACUUUGUUUUGUGUGAAAAAUUGACUUCAGAAAUGUUUCUUCUAACUGCAAAGAAGACACUUAAAAUUGUAUUUUUUUUAUUUUAUUUUUUUUACAAUAUAACUUUUAUUAUAUUGAUUUGUUGGAUUUUGGGGAUUUCUGCUGUUUUAGAUGGCCGAUAGAUUGUCACACUAAUACUACUGAAUGGAGUGCAAUAAUUUACCUGUGCUGUCCUCAAAAAAAGGAAAAGCUGUAAUCCAGGGGCAUUAUUGCAGUGUCUCAUUGCACUUAAAUUACUGCAUUAAAGCAUUUGACUUUUAA
Messenger RNA from Lampris incognitus (smalleye Pacific opah), 4775 nucleotides. RefSeq names its product phosphorylase kinase, alpha 1a (muscle) (gene phka1a). Gene Ontology annotation, biological process: glycogen metabolic process. The record is from RefSeq and is a predicted model, not a curated record. The transcript is spliced from 31 exons. Gene Ontology annotation, molecular function: calmodulin binding. NCBI's taxonomy places the organism in Eukaryota, Metazoa, Chordata, Actinopteri, Lampriformes, Lampridae. Bases 140 to 3811 code for a protein of 1223 amino acids. Gene Ontology annotation, cellular component: phosphorylase kinase complex.